UGACACCAUUGAUUCAUGGUUCACUCGAUACUCCAUCCCUUCAGAAAGAAAAGAAAAUGCGUAUACUUGAGAUUCACCCGGUCGACGAAUGCGACCUCCCGGCCUUAACCCGCAUCUUCUACGCGGGAUUCACCACAGCGAUCGACCAGCAGAUGUUCCCCGACACCCCUGGUCUUCGCGCCUGGUGGGCCGAUGCCAACCGCCACGAUAUCCUGCACAAGCCUGGCGUGCGUUUUCUGAAGGUCAUUGAUCGUUUUAUCACUCCCGCUGGCAGCGAUGUUGGCAACGGGGAUGGUGACGAUGACAGCGACAGUAACAGUAACAAUGCCGGCAACAACGAAAAUGUCAUCUCCUACGCGAAAUGGGAUCUGGACCCCUCGAAUCGCGGACGGCGCUUCCCCGAAUGGCAUCCCGACUCGGAUGCAGAAUUGUGUGAUCGGUUCUUCGGGGGAUGUGACCUUGUGCACAAGGAGAUUAUGGACGGGAGGGGGCAUUAUUACCUCGACAUGUUGGUGACGCAUCCUGCGCAUCAGAGACGCGGUGCUGCGACGAUGCUCGUGCGCUGGGGGUGUAAUUUGGCUGAUGAGACGGGGAUGUCGGUAUAUAUCGAUGCGACGCGCGCGGGGGCGCCGGUGUAUGAGAUGAUGGGGUUUGUGGUGGUGAGAGAGGAUGCGGAGGCUGGGUUGCUGAGUAUGGUGAGGGAGCCGAUGGGGGUAUAAGUUUUGUUGGGGAUUCUCUGGGCUGUGUCUGUUUGAGCUGCCUACAUUACCUACUGUAGUCAGAGACAUCUUGUUUUGUGCGGACUGGGCUCGUUGUGUAUCUCCAUUGCAUGGAACCACUGCAUAGAUCGAAGACACGCCCAAUCCAAUAUGUCACCA
Aspergillus saccharolyticus JOP 1030-1 is the source of this 878-nucleotide messenger RNA. RefSeq names its product GNAT family N-acetyltransferase. Bases 57 to 719 code for a protein of 220 amino acids. NCBI's taxonomy places the organism in Eukaryota, Fungi, Ascomycota, Eurotiomycetes, Eurotiales, Aspergillaceae. The record is from RefSeq and is a predicted model, not a curated record. Gene Ontology annotation, molecular function: acyltransferase activity, transferring groups other than amino-acyl groups. The transcript is spliced from 2 exons.